This is a messenger RNA of Ichthyophthirius multifiliis, 1789 nucleotides long. RefSeq lists its product as hypothetical. The record is from RefSeq and is a predicted model, not a curated record. The transcript has 4 exons. Lineage: Eukaryota; Ciliophora; Oligohymenophorea; Hymenostomatida.
UAAUUGAAGAAAAAAUAAAGUUCUAUUUUGAAAGUGCAUAAAAAAUAAAAGAAAUUUAACAUCCAAAAAGAAAUUAAUAAGAAUUAACAUAAAAGUUACAAACUUUAACAAAUAAUUUGCUUUAUAUAGAAGUAAAAUUAGGAUUUAAAUACGAAUAAAUAGCAUAAAUAAAAGAAAAAAUACAUAAAAUAUUACUUGAAGUAUUAGAUAAUGUAUAUUUUAAUGAUAAUAAUGAAUUUUUUAAUAAAACCUUAUUAGUUUGUUAUGAUUAAUUAAUAUAAUUAAGUAAACCUAUCCAAGAUUAUAAAUAUUAUUAAGAAUUUGAAUAAAUUAUUCAAACAAUAAUUUUUUUAAAAAAUAUGUAUACACUUUAUAAUAAUAUUCUAGGACCAAAUAAUUAGCAUGUUCCAAUAGCCACUUUUAAAUCUAUUUUCGAAGUUAUUUAUAAGUAUUUUUUUAGUCUUCAUAGCCCUCCUACUGCAGCAACUCUUAGAUAAAUAAAGGUUUUUUUGAAUGAAAUUAAUGGAAAUAUUGCUUUAGUUUAAGAUUUUUUGAAAAUUGAUAAAUUAGAAUUUACCAAUUUUAAUAUUAUUCUUAACAAUUAACUUCAACUUUUAAAUAAUGUUUAAUCUGAAUUUUCUCAAUUUUAAAAGUAAUUGUCAGAUUGGGAAACUGUGAAUUUUUCUAAUAUGAUAAAUUUAGCAAAUACAGUUAAAUAAUGGUUAAAUUAAAUGGUAAUUUUUUUACUUUUUUAUUUUUAUGUAUUAAUUAGCAUGUAAAAACUGUAUAAUUAAACAGUAAGAGAAAAGGAAAUUUACCUUAAUAUAUAUACUUUUGUGAUGAAAGAGAUUAAAUUGAUUAAGUUUAUGAUAAAGUAAUAAAAAAUAAAUACUUUGGAAUAAAAGGAGUAUUAAGUAAACCUGAAAUGGAUAGAAUAAAAUGUAGCUUUACUCCUCUAAAAUAAGAAAAAUAUGAACUAGGUAUUGAGUGGGAAUAAAAACCAAAAAAAGUAAAAAUUUAAUUAGAAUUAGGAUUGCCUUACUAAAAAAUCGAUUAUAAAGUUUACUUUUUAAACGAAAAAAAUAAAAAAGAACUAGCAGUAGAAAAAUAAGCAGAAUUAGAAUUUUCUUAUUAAAAUUUUAUGGAUGAAUUUGAAAUUGAUGUUUAUGAUUUGUAUUUUAGUUUAUUUAUUGAAGUUAGAGCUUAUGAUUAAAAUAACACAGUAGCUGUUAAUUAUAAUAAGGAAUAUAUCCUUUCUACUUUUGAGAAAGAAAUGAAAGUUUAUGUUAAUGAAAUGUAUAUUUAAUUACAUGAUAAUGAACAAUGGAAAAUUUAAAUUAAACAAAACGAAAACUUAUAAUGGAAUCCAUAUUUUAGAAUUAUCAAAAAAAAAGAAGAUAAAUCUAUAGAUUUUGUAUGUGAUAUUAAUAAAAAAGAUAUGAAAGGCAAUCUUUAUGCUGAAUUAAACGUGUAAGAAGAUAGUUAUGAGUUUAUUGUUUGUAAAAAUCAUAAAAUUAAAGAACUAAUUUAUAUAUUUGUUAUUGAAUGUGAUGGUUUUGAAAAUGAAAUGACAAAAUUAGAACACAAAAUAUUUAUUAAUGGUAAAGGUUCUAGUAAAAUCACUAACUAAUCGUUUAGUUUCGGAAAUAUAGAUUCUAACAAUGUAAGAAAAGAGAAACCUUCUUGGUUACUCGGAUACAUAAAAGACAAUGUAUUUAACAAAAUAAAUACUUUUAUGGCUAAAAGAGAGCUUAACGAAUUUAUUAAAAAUGAAAUAAAUAGCAGUUGA